Molecule: messenger RNA, 770 nt
Organism: Cuscuta epithymum
Lineage: Eukaryota; Viridiplantae; Streptophyta; Magnoliopsida; Solanales; Convolvulaceae
Source: the annotation of a GenBank genome assembly
CGAUGGCGAAAGGAGGAGGGUGAGUGGUAGGCAGCGGUGCUAUUGGACGGUGACGGCGCUACGGGACGGCGGCGGCGCUACUGGACGGAGGCGGCCGUGCGGCUGGACGGCGAGUGGGGGAAUGGCAGGCGGCCGUGCGAUUAGGGUUGGAGACUUGAGGCUAGUCUUUGAGAAAAGAAGGGGAAGGUUAUGGUUUUAUAGGUGGAUCCUCAUGAAAAACUUCUUCAAUGUCAGAAUCCUCCUGAUCCAACUGAGGCUUGGAAGUGAACUGGUCCAACUGAGGCUUGGAAGAAGAGGGAGGCUGGAAGACCACACUUACCUUACCCUUACCCUUAUCUUCUUGUUUUGCAGUGCUAAUCCCCUUUGUAGAAAUAUCAUUCCCUGCCCUUUCUGUCCCCUUUGUAAUAGUUUUAGGACUAUUAUGAUCGUGGCUGAUCUUAGUAACCCAUUUAGUAGUGGUUGUAGCUUUAGGAACACUAGUAAUAGCAUGUUCAUUCACCUGCCUAGGCCCACCUUAAAUCACCCUUGGGCACUUAAUUGCCUCAUGACCCAAGUGAAAACAUGAUAGACAAUACAAAGGCCUAUUUUCAUAUGUAACAGGCUUGGAAAAUCUUGUCUUUCCUGCCUGAAUCCAAACUUCAUUUGGCAUUUCCUUAGUUAGACCUAGUUCUACACAUACUUGGGCUAUUGAUGGUCUAGCCAGAGUAGUUGUAGCUAUAUCUAAUUUUAGGGGUUUACCGAUCAAAUUGGCAAUUAAAAACAUCACCCUU